UUUUACUCGACGACGUUACAGUGGCUGUGCAAGCCGACUUGAAAUGUUUGUUCUGAGACAGACUGGCCAUCAUGCGUUUCAACGGAGAGCAUUUGCGACCCUUGAUACCGUUAAAGAGGGCAAGCGCGUAGCUUCAACAGUACCUCCAUGGUCAAGGCGGUUCGAAAUUGAAGACAGGGAUGUGGAAGAUACUGUUGGCGGCCCCGCCCGGCGUACGGUUUGUAUCCGCAUGUCCAAGACGCUCGCAGGCGGGAUGGUUGACGCGUUUGCUAUUAUUCGUGGGGUAGAGCGCAAAUUUGGGCGCAUUCGUGAAUACCGGUUUAUACGGGAUGCAGAAGUGAACUCCGAGUACCAGAUAAUGUGCUGGGCUGCAUUUCAAUCCGAGGACUCGAUGAACCUUAUUCCAGAGCAGGGUAUCACCAUGAAUAUCCCGGCUGCAACGCAAGAUCCUACUAUACCCGAAGGAGGCCCGGGGCUUGAACAACUUCAAGGUUUAUUUGACGUGAAGGAGACAGAUUCUUCCAGUCCCUCAGCAUACUCUGCUGAAGGCCCUUCAACACAGCCGAGAUUGAUUGAACUCAAUGUUCGACGAGCUGCAAGCGACUUGCGUUUUAAUGGAGAUAGCAGGCCAUUGAAUCUCACGAAGAUGAGCAGGCUUGCAAUUGGAAACAACUUCUAUCACUGGGGAGGUUUCUAUCCUCUCAAGCCUCUUUAUACAUCAUCCCCCUUCGCUUCUCCAUCCGAAGAACUACCAACUACUCCAGACCACGAACAAAUGCGCAUUGCGCUGAACAAGUGGAGUCAAAUACUUGGGCGACCCGACCCUUCAUUUUCACAGAUGGAGGCUGCAGCUACAGCAGAAGCACAAGUAGAUACUCAAAAAGAUAUGGCAGCGGAUUCAGAAUCGCCUAGUGAUCCAUCGACACCAACGAUGUUGUCUCAGAAAAGUCGAAGGAGGACUAGACGCCUGGAGGAAUCCUGGAUACCACUAUCGACGCCAGAACCAACAGAACCGGCGCUGCCACCCCCCGACGCUAUAACUCUCAAGAAGCACACAAUUACCAAGACUUCACAGCCUUCGAAGCCUAAGAUUUCGCGCAAAGAACGUCUGCUCGAGCAGGCUCGUAACCAAGCUCGCGAACAGGUCCUGCAGCAGGCUACACUGCGUGCCAGAGAAGCCGAAUCUGCUGGCCUCGAAGAUCCAAAUUCAGAGACACUAAGGGAGAGUGUUGAGGCCCUUACGAAGGAUUCUAAAGUCGAUGCAGCUUCCCCGACCGAUGUGGUGGAUGAAUCUGUGCCUGAAGUCAAGCCAAAGGCAGGAGACAAACCGUUGAGCGAGAGCCAGGUCUCGCCCGCGAAGGAAAAGUUGUGGGGUUUGGUUGGGAAGUGGUUCUGAUCGAUAUUGCCAAUAUAGAGCUUUUCUGCACACACUGUCUUUGCCUAUCAGGGGAGCAGGCCGUUGUGGCACGCGAGUGUCAAGGGUUAGCAGAUGUUAUAUAUUUGCUGUUUACCGGCACGCUUGUAGACCGUCACCAGGCUUCGUCUUGCCGGAGGUGUUCAGACGCGAUUCGGCAAGUUGAUGGUACGACAUUACUAGUGAUAUACGUGCUUAGUACUACUCUCCUGGUGUUGGUUUUUAUUUCACCCAAGUUAACCGAGUUCUGUGGAGUUUCCGCAU
Molecule: messenger RNA, 1678 nt
Organism: Suillus bovinus
Lineage: Eukaryota; Fungi; Basidiomycota; Agaricomycetes; Boletales; Suillaceae
Exons: 3
Coding region: 44-1396 (450 amino acids)
Source: RefSeq, a predicted model, not a curated record